Messenger RNA from Lingula anatina, 593 nucleotides. RefSeq lists its product as uncharacterized. The record is from RefSeq and is a predicted model, not a curated record. Lineage: Eukaryota; Metazoa; Brachiopoda; Lingulata; Lingulida; Lingulidae.
UACUCGUUUAGAGGUUCUGCCGGGAGAAAUUUCGUUGUGUUGCUUCACUAAUACUUUAUCUAAGCGUAGUAAACAAAAGGGAUACUCAUAUUUUGUGGAGGGGUAUAUCCACGCGGUGUGUUUCUGUGAGCAGAAGGAGAAGGGAGAGGUGGACGUGCGUGCAAAGUGCUACCGGUCAAUGGGGAAGAGCGACCCGCCGCAUGGCCUUACAUUGACUUUAUCGUGCACUGACAAUAAGAUCGUUAACAGUCAGUGCAGCUAUGUUGCUGGAAUGAGUGGGGAUUGCUCUCACAUAUACGGUCUAGUGCACACUCUGGCACACUACCAGCAGUAUGGUUUGAAGGAAGUGCCUGCUGAGCUGUCAGCCACCAGUUUACCUCAACAGUGGCACAAACCUAGAGGAAAAAAGAUCUCCCCUGCACCAGUGAUGGAAAUGGUCAUGUCCAAGGCCAAAUCUGCCACUGACAGGAAAAGAAAGCCUGUAUAUACUGCCAUAUUACAAGAAAAAUGAAAAACUAUAAAGAUGUUCCAUCAGCAGAAGUCCACCCAUGUGGCAACGUUAAAUUCCCACAGAAUGUCCCCACAUACGCGUC